This is a messenger RNA of Endocarpon pusillum Z07020, 1380 nucleotides long. RefSeq lists its product as uncharacterized. Bases 1 to 1380 code for a protein of 459 amino acids. The record is from RefSeq and is a predicted model, not a curated record. NCBI's taxonomy places the organism in Eukaryota, Fungi, Ascomycota, Eurotiomycetes, Verrucariales, Verrucariaceae. Gene Ontology annotation, molecular function: phosphoric diester hydrolase activity. Gene Ontology annotation, biological process: lipid metabolic process. The transcript has a single exon.
AUGCGACUCUUAGGUUUCGUAUCCUUAGCAUACCUCUUCACCAUUACGGUUUCGGCCCAGGAUACAGUUACAGCCACCAAUGAUGCAGCAGUCUCAAACCCACCGGGCGACGCUCCUCCAUCCUCUCUCAUUUCAUAUCAAGAGUAUGAAACAACGAGGACCAUCGACACCGUAAAUACGAGCACAUAUGGAAGCAUAAGUGCUCCGAGCACUUCGAUGGGUGCAGCCAAUGCAACAGGAACCAUCUCCUCCCAAUCAAGCAGUUCGACCUCCACUGUACUUCUGCUGGGCGGUCAAAGAACUACAUCUACCAUCAAUGGCACAGUGUCGGCAAAUGCUACAGCUUCCCAGACUUCUUCUAUCGCUCAACCCACGAACACGACACCCUGCAAUGGCCAUCCAUCUUUCUGUGCCCGGAAGUAUAGCAACAUUACCUACAUCGCAGCCCAUAAUAGCCCUUUCUCGCGACCUGGCAACGCAGCUUCCAAUCAAGCUCUAGACGUCGGGUAUCAAUUAGAGGACGGUAUCCGCAUGCUGCAAUUCCAAACCCACUGGAACGAAACAGAACAGGCAAUCUACCUCUGCCACACCUCCUGCGACGUCCUCGACGUCGGUACCCUAGAAUCCUUCCUCACACGUGUAACCCGCUGGCUCCAACGCAAUCCCUACGACAUCAUAACAAUCUUAAUGGGCAAUUCCGACGUCAUCACCCCGGACAAAUAUGUCGCCCCGGUCACCUCCUCCGGCUUGAUAGACUACGUCUACACCCCUCCCAAAGUCCCGAUGGCCGUCGAAGACUGGCCCACUCUGCAAGAAAUGAUAUUCGCCAAUACCCGCGCAGUAGUAAUGCUAGACUACGAAGCCAACCAACAAGAGAUCCCUUGGCUCCUCGACGAAUUUGGCCAAAUGUUCGAGACGCCCUUCUCUCCCACAAACCGCGAUUUCCCAUGUAUAGCGGACCGGCCGCCCGCGGAAUGGCCUGGCGCAUUACCGCGAGAGAACAGGAUGUACAUAGCCAACCAUAAUCUGAACGUCGAUAUCUCCUUUGGUGGCAUCAGCCUCCUCGUCCCUAAUACCGUGAUACUGAACGAGACCAACGCCGCGGCGGACAUCUAUGGCAGCCUGAAGAGGAAUUCGUUGAAUUGUACGAGCUUGUGGGAUCGGCCGCCGAAUUUUCUGCUCGUGGACUAUUAUAAUGUCGGGGAUUUCAAUGGAUCCGUGUUUCAGGUCGCGGCGGAUGCGAAUGGCGUGAGCUAUGACCGCGACAGGUGUUGUGCGACACCGUCUAAGAAUACUACGGGGAGGAGUAGAGGUGGUGGCUUGGAGGUGCUUUGGGCAUUCAGCGCUUUUGCUGUUACCAUGGUUGUUUUGGGUACAUAG